AUGGCGAUGGAAACUCCCGCUUGUCUCGCCAUGAUCCCGACCUAUCUCGCUCUAAACCCCUGUGACACGGCUCGCAUUACGGCAUGGGAUGAAUACCAGAAUGGCAACGCAGCAGCGAGAGAAUUGGGACUGCAAAAGCUCGAUUACUACGCGUAUUCCGUUUGUGAACAGAGUUGCGAUUGUAUUCCGCAAGUGAACGCUGUCCCUGACCAACGCAUUGUGCACACGGGACGGGGAAACUGUCCAGCACACACCUUCUACGACAUUUGCAGAGUACUCCCCAAAGUCAAGCUCAUCAUUGGAGAAGGCACCACGAACGAUGAUGUGACCUCGUAUCCCGAAGCCUGCGUCGGAGUGGGCAAUUGGUUCCGUAGUCCGGCUUCCAACAAUUGGGGCCAAAACCCUAACACGCCUUUGGAGCCAGCCAUUACAUACUUCUUGGAUCGCCUGGUGGAAUCGACGGAACUCACCAAACCAGCUUCGACGCUUUGGGAUGAGUGCUUUCAUCUGGAAACCAGUCAACGUCGCAUUACCCAAGCCGAACCGGAUUGGAAUACAAUCGCCACCAAUGGAAAUCCCAUUUCCCGGCACGAAGCCUGCUUUGUUUCCGUUGGUCAAAAAGGAUAUCUACUGGGAGGGCGAAGUGCCGUGGGCGUGAGCGUAUACGACUUUCGGACCAGAUCGUGGUCGAAUUUACCCCGGACGUUGGACGUUGUGUUGCAUCAUGCACAGUGUGUUGUAUUGGACGGAAAAAUAUGGAUGGUGGGGGCCUGGACGGGGAGAUUUCCGAGGGAACCCAACGCGGAUAAGUUCUACGUCUACGACCCCGCAACCAACUCGUGGGAUGACACUCGUGCAAUCAUGUCGGACCAACGUAAUCGGGGUAGUGCCGCUGUUGCCCUGUACAAUGGCGAGAUUUACGUGUCGCACGGAAACCGAGGUGGUCACAACACCAAAGCUCUCGUACUCGGUUUAUUUGACGUGUACAAUCCGGCGACCAACACGUGGAGGGCACUACCGGACGCGCCUAACCCACGCGAUCACACCGGCGGUGGUAUCUUGACGGACUCCUCCGGUGAUACACUCUUUUGCGUGUCUGGUGGACGAGAUUCUAGCCAUCCUGUUUUCUUUAACGAGUUCGUCCUACCGACCGACUGCUACAAUUUUCAAUCGGAAGAAUGGGAGGUACGCGCAAACAUUCCGACACCCCGUGCAGGUUCAGCGUACGGCAUUACAUGUGACGGGCGGCUCAUGGUAGCAGGUGGGGAAGGGAAUGAUGUCGCGUGGGAUACAGUGGAGGUCUUCAACGGAGAAGUAUGGGAAACAUUUCCCAGUCUGAAAACAGCAAGGCACGGUACUGGGCUCGCUAUGGACUGUGGAUGUUCCCAAAUUCACAUAGCCAGUGGCUCAGGUAAACAAGGUGCUUUCGAUUUGGCCUCGACGGAAACGUUUUUUCUCCAAGGUGUUGACGAAUCAUGCAGUUCCUCACCAAUUCCGGUACCUACCAAUUCCCCUCCACCUCCGACGCCGGCAGUACCAACGAUGCCGCCGACAAUAUCGCAGGUUGUCAACAACGAAACGAGUACAGUGCCCUCACCUAUAGCGAUAGCUCCAACCGCUGCCCCUCUUACUCAACCCACCAGUAACCCCGUCGAAGUAUCGGAUUUUUCACUUUUUAUCAAUGCGGGUCAGAACAAUCAGGACGUUACUGACGGCAGCGGAAGUACCUGGGUUUCGGAUCGUUACGCCAACCGAGGAAACCUUUUUAAAACGAAACUCAACAAUCCGAUCCUCAGCAUGCCCAACCCUGGCAUGGAAGAAGUGUACCGGAGCUCGCGCUGGUUUAGUGGUACAGAUUUUACUUACACUAUUCCGAGUCUCGAACCAGCUCUGUACCAAGUACGUCUCCACUUUGCGGAAGUCUACCAGCCUGCACAAUCCGUUGGAUCCCGUCGAUUCAACGUCGAGAUUCAAGGCAGUCCCGUGCUGACGGACUUUGAUAUUUUUCUAGAGGCUGGUAGUUUUACAGCUCUGGUGCGAGAAUUUACUGUUUUGGUAGAUUCGGGUCAGCUUGCAAUCACCUUUGUCAAGGGACUUGCUGAGAACCCCAUGAUUACAGCAAUUGAAAUACGAGUAGCUCCGACAACGCCAAAUCCAACAGAUGUUCCGUCCUGGUUUCCAAGCAAUGCACCGAGUGAGACUCCCAGUAUCUCAUUCGAGCCAACGUCCCUGUCUAGCGCUCCAACCAGCGUCCCCUCGCUCGCUCCUAGUAUUCGGGGCGCACCAAUUUCGGUGUCGUCGAGUGCGUCACCGGUUGUGCCAUCGCAAUUCCCCAUUGAGUCCGGACCUGAGCCCUACCAACUGUUUAUAAACGUUGGUGGAACGGUUGACACACUGGAUGGACUAGGAAGACAAUGGGUUCGAGACCAGUACGGCACUCCAGCGCAAUCUUUCACUAUGCCAAAUAGCGCGAUUUCAAAUAUGGCAGCCUCGGGAAUGGAGACAAUCUAUAGACAACAGAAAUGGUUAAGUGGUGCGUUCACAUACACGAUCCCCGAUCUAAUCAGCGGCUCAUACUUAGUCAAGCUUCACUUUGUGGAGGGCUUUUCUGGGGCUUUCAAAGUUGGUGCCCGCAAGUUCAACGUCAUUUUACAAGGUACAACAGUUUUGGCUGAUUUUGACGUCUUCAAAGAAGCAGGUGGAAGCUAUGCUGCAGUGAGUCGACAGUUUGUUGCUGUCGUCAAUGCCGGCACAAUUGCAAUCACUUUCGCCAAGGGGGGCAGCAAUAACCCCACCGUCUCUGCAAUUGAGAUUCAGUCACUAUCCACGACGCAGGCCCCCAUGGGCCUACCGACAUCUAUCCCAUCUGGAGCGCCAACGCGUAUUGAUUCCGCUGCCGAGCCAGCAACCUUCGAAAUCUACGUCCGUGUCGCCAUCGGUCAAUCCAUCGAUCUCAUCUGGGCCAAGUACCAACAGCGUCUCUCCUUCAGCUGUCGGAUCAAUAUUGACACCGAAUACUGUGUCCGCGGCACCAACUACGACACCGAGCAUCCCAAGGUUUCCUUCACUGCAACCAAGCAAUAUCCCGAUUUCUUCACCCGAGUUUCAGAUGCGACGGACUCCCCCUAUUGUACCGGCAAGGUGUAUCGUGUUGGCGAUGAAAUUGCUGGCACGCAACUCGGUCAACAAGAAGUUUACCGAAGCCAACGCUGGGAAAAUGGUGCCAUGUCCUGCGUCGUGCCGAAUCUGAGCGCCGGAGCCUAUGAAGUACGACUACAUUUCUCUGAGAACUAUGGCCCAAACAUGAACGCAGGCCGCCGUUUGUUUGAUGUCUCGCUACAGGGACGGCUCGUACUGGGCAAUUUUGAUAUUUUUACUGAGGCCGGGCUUGGGCUAACCGCUGUCAUUCGUCAGUUUGACGUAUCGGUUGAUCAAACUGGGACUUUGACGGCCAUAUUUAGCAAAGGCAUGAUUGAGAAUCCGACGGUGUCUGCGAUUGAAAUCCUUUCAAUUCGUGAGCCGGCCAUCCAGAUGCCAAGUCUUUCGCCAAUUACCGCCGAUUCUUUCCCAAGCCAGGCUCCUUCUGAAGAAUUUUCUGCUUUGCCCUCUUCCCGUCCUUCUCUUUCCCCAAGUGCGGCUAUGAGUUUGUCCCCGACUGGAAGACCGUCGAAUGUCCCGGGUAACGGGGAUUCUUCGAUUGUUGAUUCAUCAGAGAUUCCCAGUGAAUCCCCCCCUACGAGUGCAUCGGCAUCUACGACCUCUCCCUUGUCAAACAGCUCCAGCGCUUUACCAUCUGAAACAGAAUCUCAUUUUCCAAGCGUUGCACCUUCCAAAAGCCGUGGCGCAUCUCCAGCAGUGAGCGAAUCUUACAUUCCAAGUGUGGUACCUUCCGAAAACCCCAGCGUAUCUCCAAUAGUGAGGGAAUCUUACAUUCCAAGUGUUGGACCUUCCGAGAGCCCUAACGGAUCGCCAUUUCGAAUGGAAUCUCACUUUCCAAGUGUGGUACCGUCCGAAGCCCCAAGCGUAUCUCCAGCAGUGAGUGAAUCUUUUAUUCCAAGUGUUGGACCUUCCAAUAGUCCUAGCGGAUCGCCGUCCGGAAUGGAAUCUCCGGUUCCAAGUGUUGGACCUUCCGAUAUUCCUAGCGGAUCGCCAUCCGUAAUGGACUCUCAGGUUCCAAGUGUUGCGCCUUCAAAAAACCCCAGUGUAUCUCCAUCAGUGAGCGAAUCUCACUUUCCAAGUGUCGCACCUUCCGAUAUUCCUAGCGGAUCGCCGUCCGGAGCGGAUUCUCUUUUACCGAGUGUUAUGCCUUCCAGCAGCCCCAGCGAAUCUCCAUCAGUGAGCACAAUUCCAAGUGUCGGACCUUCCGACAGCCCUACCGAAUCUUGAUCAAAUGUAAAAGAAUAGACUUGAAGAGAAGUUUAAAAAAGUCGCCGGUUGGCUUUUGACCAUCCAGUGUCAUUGCGUAUUGACAGUCGAUUCAUCGAAGGGCACCGUUUGGAACAGAUGACACUAUUUGUAUCUUAAAGACUACAUAAAAGCUGACAGUCAAUAGUUUGAGGAAUACCGACCCGUUGUUCUUCCCAUUGUCUACAAAAUGAUAUCUUCUUCAGUUCAUUCGUAUUUGUCCCCACUGUGACACUUUCUCUUCAGAUACAGUUGACAUUAUGUAAAGCCUGCAGAACAGAUUUGGUCGACUGGUCGACUUUUUAGCACAACUUGCCGUCAUCUCUAUCAAACGUGUUUUCUGAUUGAAAAGAAUCAGCUGGCGUGCAGGGCGUGCGUAAACAGCGCAAUUGCCAUUUUCACCUCUUCCGGCCAACAAACUAGCGCACUAUUUGAUAUGCCUAUCUACCACGCCUUUUUCGCUG
Molecule: messenger RNA, 4868 nt
Organism: Phaeodactylum tricornutum CCAP 1055/1
Lineage: Eukaryota; Bacillariophyta; Bacillariophyceae; Surirellales; Neidiaceae
Exons: 5
Coding region: 1-4386 (1461 amino acids)
Molecular function (GO): protein kinase activity; protein binding
Source: RefSeq, a predicted model, not a curated record